AUGUUCCGCAGGGCACGCCUUAGCGUGAAGCCGAAUGUCAGGCCUGGUGUGGGCGCCAGGGGCUCCGCCGCGCCCAAUCCCCAGCGUGGGCAGGAGUCUCCCAGGCCGCCGGAACCUGCCACGGACUCCUCUUCUAAGCCACCGGAGCCCAAAGAUGUGUCCGCCGUCCAUUUCGAUGGAGCGGAGCCCCAAGAAAAGGCUCCUAGGAUCAGUACUGAAAAGACUGCUAGUGACAAUGAUGUUAAAGAAUCCAGUAAAUCUUCUUCUACUGUUUCACAGAGAAGAAAGCGAAUAUCAAGUACUUCUCCUCUGGUUAAGUCUAGCGUCAGUGUUUCUUCAGAAUCCCAUCCCUUAUCUCCUGUUAAUCAAGCAGCUCCACAGCCAAUUGCCACUCCAACAAAAGAGAAACAGCCGUGCUCAGACAGAUACCGAAUAUACAAAGCCCAGAAACUGAGGGAAAUGUUAAAAGAAGAAUUGAGAAAAGAGAAGAAACAAUGGAAAAACAAAUAUGCUGUAAAUGAAAGCCAGAGGCCACUGGAUCGUUCAAAAAUGACUAUGAGAGACUUCAUAUAUUAUCUACCAGAUAAUAAUCCAAUGACCUCUUCACUGGAACCAGAAAAGAAAACCGAAAAGCCAUUGACUUCAGUCCAGAAAAAAGAGCAAGAAGGUAAGAGAACUCCUAAUGCUGAAGAUAAUGAAAUGGAAGAAGAGACAGAUGAUGGAGCAUUACUGGUUCCUCGAGUAAAAGUGGCGGAAGAUGGUUCUAUUAUUUUGGAUGAAGAAAGUUUAACUGUAGAAGUUUUAAGAACAAAAGGCCCUUGUGUUGUUGAAGAAAAUGACCCCAUAUUUGAGCGUGGUUCUACAACUACAUACUCCAGCUUUAGGAAAAACUAUUACUCUAAACCAUGGUCAAAUAAAGAAACAGAUAUGUUUUUUUUAGCCAUCAGCAUGGUGGGAACUGACUUUUCUAUGAUCGGACAGCUUUUCCCUCACAGAGCAAGGAUAGAAAUUAAGAAUAAAUUUAAACGUGAAGAGAAAACCAAUGGAUGGAGAAUAGACAAAGCAUUCCAGGAAAAGCGCCCUUUUGACUUCGAUUUUUUUGCUCAUUUGCUUCAGAAAGUUCUUGCUGAAGAAGAGAAAAGAAAACAAAAAUCUGUUAAAAAUAACAGUUUAAAGGAGAAGAAAUCCACUAAACCACGGAAAAAUGUAAAAGUGAAAAAAGUUGCCUGUGAAGGAGUGAAUGAUGAUCCAGAUGAGUCUAUGAGUUCUAGAAUUUCAGACACAGAAAGAUCUCAGAAGGAUGCUCAGACAGUUGAAGAAGAGUCUCUGACUUUAUCAGGGGAAGAUGCAGAACAGGUUGUAUUAGAAGUAGACCUAAAUCAAAAGAAACGAAAAAGGAAGAAUCAAGAUAAGGCUAAUGAACUGGAAGUAAACAAUCUUUUAGAAAAUGCCCCUGUUCACGCGGGUCCUUCUAAAGGAAAAAAACACAAGGAUAAAUGUCAGUCUGUAAGUCCUGAUGUAAAGGAAGGUGAAUGCAGUAAGGAGCAGAUGCCUUCCAUAGAUGGCAUUGUGGGUUCUGCCUCCAGUGAAAAAGUUGAGAAAAGAACUGACCCCAUCCUUUCAUUAAGUAAUCAACAAGAUGUCACAUCAGUAGCAACUGAGGCUUCAGAAUCAAGCACUCCAGAUUUUCCUUCAUUAGAAGUUGGAAUUAAAGCAUUGUGUGAGGUGAAUAAUGCUGUGGGUAGCUGUACAGAAGAAAGAAAUAUUGACCUAAAAAAAAAGUCACUGGAAAUUGAUCAAACAGAAAAUGUUAAACCAAUAUUGAGAGGUCACUUCCAGAGACCUAAACCCAAUUUGUCAAGGGCUGGGAAGAAAUCAGUUCCUUCAGAAGGCAAAACAGAGGCAGAGAGCAAGAAUUCACACUCAGAAACUUCAGUUGAAAAGAACCACAUGGAAAAGGAUAAAAUGAAUAAGUUGGACAUUCUGAGAAUGGAGAAUACAGAGAAAGAGACUCCAGAAGCUGAAACUGUAUCUAUUUUGGGUGAAAAACCUGCACAAGUGAGGGGCCGAUUGCAAAAGCCAAAGCCAAAUGUAGGUAAAGCUGCUCAAAGAAAAGAAAUUCUCAUAUCACAGCAAGAAAUUGGGGCCAAUGUAGAAAAGAAUGAAAAUGAAUCCUGUGUUGAUAGAGAUGAAAAGAAUCAAAAUGAAUCCUGUGUUGGUAGAGACACUCCUCAACACAUGGAAGAUCAAUCUUGUGAAGAUUUUGAAGAGGAAGAUGUCAUAUUACAGCCUGAGAAAAAUGAUUCUUUGCAAAAUGUGCAGCCAGAUGAGCCCAAAGUUCUUAGUGAAUGUCUAAGCAUUCAAGAGAAUAAUAAAGCAAAUAAACGUGACCAAGUCUCAAUUCUAAGGACUCGAUUUCAGAAACCAAAGCCAAACAUAGGAAGAAGAACUGGAAGAAGAGAGAUUUCCUCAAAGGAAGAGGUACUAGAGAAGAUUGCUGUCUCUGGGGAAAUGACAGCAGCAUUGAGAGAAACUAUAACACCAGAUACCUCACCAAGGGAGAUGGUACCAGCAGAUAUUAGUACUACUAAAGAAAUGCAGUCAGAUUUAAAAGAAUUGGGAAGAAGAGCCAUUUCUCGCAGGGAGAAGAUUGUAGAUGUGAUUGAUGUCACCAUGGAAAUGGAGACAGGUUUGAAAGCAGCUGGAAGGGAGAUUUCCUCAAAGGACAAGACACCAGAGGUGAUUGAUACCACUAAGGAAAUAGACAAAUAUUUGGAAGAAACUGGAGGAAGAGAAAUGUCCCCAGAGGAAAAUGGCCCAGAGGAACUCAAGCCUGUAGGUGAAAUGGAGACAGAUUUGAAAGCAACUGGAAGAGAGAGUUUCUCAAGGGAGAAGACACCAGAGGUGACUGAUGCCACUAAGGAAACAGACAUAGAUUUGGAAGAAACUGAAAGAGAAAUAUCCUCACAGGAAAAAGGCCUAAAGGAGGUCAAUCCUGUAGGUGAAAUGAAGACAGAUUUGAAAGCAGCUGGAAGGGAGAUUUCCUCAAGGGAGAAGACACCAGAGGUGACUGAUGCCACUAAGGAAAUAGACAAAGAUUUGGAAGAAACUGGAAGAAGAGAAAUAUCCCCACAGGAAAAAGGCCUAGAGGAGGUCAAGCAUGUAGGUGAAAUGGAGACAGAAUUGAAAGCAACUGGAAGGGAGAUUUCCCCAAGGGAGAAGACACCAGAGAUGAUUGGUGCCACUAAGGAAAUAGACAAAGAUUUGGAAGAAACUGGAAGAAGAGAAAUAUCCCCACAGGAAAAUGGCACAGAGGAAGUCAAGCAUGUAGGUGAAAUGGAGACAGAUUUGAAAGCAACUGGAAGAGAGAGUUCCUCAAGGGAGAAGACACCAGAUGUGGUUGAUGCCACUAAGGAAACAGACAUAGAUUUGGAAGAAACUAAAAGAGAAAUAUCUCCACAGGAAAAAGGCCCAGAGGAAGUCAAGCCUAUAGGUAAAAUGGAGACAGAUUUGAAAGAAGUUAGAGAAGAAAUUUCCCAAAGGGAAAAAGGGCUAGUGGAGAUCAGUGGUGUAAGGGAAAGGGAGAUUGAUUUGAAAGAAACCGGAAAGAAAGGCAUUUCCAUGAUGGAGAAAGUAUCAAGAGAGAUGGCUGCCAUUGAAGAAAUGGAGGCAGAUUUGAAAGAAACUGGAAGAGAAAAUUUUAGAGAAAGUGGAUCUGAAGAGAUCUGUGUUAAUGAGGAAACGGUGGCAGAAUUGAAAAAAACUGGGAAAACAGACAUUUCUCCAAGGGAAAAUGAACUAGAGGAGACCGGUACCUCAAGACAAACUGAGACACAUUUAAUGCAGAGUGGUAGCAGUGACUGCAGCGCUAUGCCUUCACUAGAUAUUAAAAACAUCAGCAGCGAAGUACUGUCGAUAAUGCAUGCACCUGUAGAAGAAAAAGGAAAUCCUGAAAAAGAAGAAUCAAGUCACUUAAGUCAUUUCAAGGUUUCUUCACAGACUCAUGAAUCUGAUAAAACAGAAGUCCAGGGGCUUCAAUCUCCAGAUGUUCCAGAGCAGUUUUCAGAUAUUAAUUUAAGCAAAUCUCUUCCUCAAGAACAGAAGCCACUUGAGAUUAAACCAGCACCUUUUGUGAGAAGUCGAUUCAAAAGACCAAAACCAAACUUAGCAAGGGCAGCUUUGAAGAGAGAGACUACAGAAUCAGAAAAAUAUGUAUCUGGGAAGAAAUCAGAAACCAAGAAAAUGGAGACUAUUGUGAUGCAAGAGAAUAAUGAACAACUUGAUACUGUCCCUUCUCAAUAUGAUGAAGCUUCCCUAAUGAUAUCAAGAGAAAAAGACACAUCGGGUCACAGGAAUGAGGAAGCUGUGAUACUGCCAUGUAUACAGACUGAAAAUAACCUUUCACCUUCAAACUCUCGUGAACCUAAAGAGGACUCUCAGUCAGUACAAGCCCAGGAAAAUGACUUAGUUGUUUCUGUGGGGACUAAUAAUAUAAACACUUGCCAACAAGAAAUGAAGGAAAGUGUCAUUCCAACUGCUCGACCAGUAAGGGGCCGACUUCAGAGACCGAGACCAAAUGUAAGAAAGGCAGGACAAAAGCAAAUUGUAGAAAAAAGUGAUGCCAAAGGCAUAAUUAAGGAAGAAAGAACAGUAUUACAAAGGGAUGAAAGUGAAAAGAAAGUCUUAAUUGUGUCAAAUUCUCAAAUUGAAACAGAAAUUGAAAUUCCAUCCUCCAGAGUUUCAGAAUACAGAAUGUAUGAAAAUCAAAGUCAGGUGGUUCUUGUAGAAAACCUUCCUGUUAACAAAACAAAUAAAACAGUCAGCCAUGAAAAUAAACCGUGUGUUCCUAGUCCAGUACAAAUGACAAGAAGGAAAUUCCAAAAGGCUAAGCCAAAUUUGGGAAGAGCACAAAGUAAGAAAAAGGAACCAGUUCUAGAAAAAGACACAACAGAUCAGAGCAAGGCAGGCAAGCCAGACGAUCAUUUGCUGCAGAAAGGAGAUUCCAACACCCAGUUCCUUCUAAAAGAAAAAACUGAGCUGACAUCUCUGGAGGUUUCAGCAAGAAAAGAUUGUGUAGGUUCUAAAGAGUCUGCUUUGGCAAAAAUAGAUGCUGAAUUAGAAGUUGGACCAUCAAGAAGGGCUGGAGAGGAAACUGUAGGAGAUAAUUCAGUAUCUUCAGUUGUUGAAGAGCAGCUCAAUAAACUAACAAGCUGUCCACAACCGUUAAAAGAAUCAAAUUACUCAAAAAUUGCCCCGGAUGGGAAAACCACUAUCUCUUCUGCAUCUGAGUAUGAGAGGAAUCAUGGUGAAAGGAGGAUGCCUAAAAAGAUCAAACCAAAUGUCACUAGAGGUCGUGGAUCAAAACGAGUGCGGGGUAAGAACUCUAAGAAGGAACCUAGAGCUCCCAAGGCCAUGCUGGUGACUCUUCGGGCUUCCCAGGAAGAAGAAGAUGAUGCUGAUGAUUUUGAGUCUGACUAUGAAGAAGAAAGCUAUCAUCUUGCUCCUGAAGAAGUAAACAAAGCUCCAGUAUUUGUACCUGUUGGUCUCAGAUCUCCUGAACCUGUUUCUGCUCAGAUUGAGGAAACAAUGGAAGAGCUUGAAAUAACCGUGAAUGUCCCAGAUGUAGGAUCCAUAGCUGUUGUUGAACAUCAGCUCCCAAACACAGAUGUGACUACUGAAGAAAUGAAACAAGAAGAUAAUUUGAAUGCACCAUCAUUUGAAAUGACCACAGGUGAACAUAUCCAAGAUGAACCAGGUACCAAUGAUGGAAGCACCGAAGCUGCGAUAACUUUACUUACAAUGGGAGAUCUAGUAUUGCAGUCAGACAUCAGUACUGAACAGGGUGAUGUAGGAGUAUGUGUACUUCCUCAUGUUCAUUCAAAGGAUAAAAGCCAUAUUCCUUUUAGCCUAGAUAAUGUAAAUCAGAGAAUUGUUCAUGAAUGUCAGGAGCUUUCUUCACCUGUCAUUACUACAUCUCUUGCAUCAUUUGAAGAAAACAAGAUUGUAUUGGAGGAGCAAAUUUCCAGAAAAGAAAUUAGUUUAAUGGAGAACGUAAAGGAGAAUGCUACGCCAACCAGGAAUACAACUUCUAAAGUGACCAGUAAUUCAAGAAUAAGUAGAUUUGCCAAGCCUAAACCAAAUCUUGAGAAGAUUUUAGGGACCAACAAGUUAGACGAUUAUCAGGAAGUUUCCAGUUUGUGUGUAACCAAAGGGGAAGAACUAGAAGCUCAAAGAGAAACAGAGAAAAAUGCUUCCAAAGCAACAGAAUUGGAAGAUAAAAACCUUGGACCAGUUACAACAGCAGAGAAUAAGGCGCAGAGCAAAUUGGCAUGUGUACAUGGUAUCAAAGGGACCGGUAUUCCUCAAGAAGUAAACCUAACCGAAAGAAAUGAAAAUCAAGAAGAGAGCUCUCAAGAGGUUCACAUGUUGUCAGUUGCUCCAAUUGCUUCCUCUGAGACAGGACCCCGCACACUUGGUUUGGAUAGGGGUCUUGGUGAAAAUUCUGUUGAAGAGCCCCAGAUAAAGGACCCUAAAGGAGGCAGUGUACUUACACUUCCUGUGCCAGAGUAUACACCAGCAAGUAUUCCAGAAGUCCAACAAGAGAAUAUAAUCAAUCCUCAAGACCUAACAGUGAAUCUAGUUGCUAAUAUAUCUCAAGAUGGAGAAGAUGAACAAGCAUUUAUUUUAACUCUGGUGGAAAUCCCAACCAAUGCAGUAGAAGAAUUUACUGAUGCCGCUGCACAGUUAAUGCCAAACCCUUUACUGCCAGCUCCCAUAUUGGUCAAAUCAAUGAAUACUGAAGAAAGGGGUGAUGUGAGUAUUUGUUUACCAGCAACUUCAGUUGGUCAGGAUGCCAUGGGUGUAUCUAUUUCUGGAAGAGAUGAUUCUAAAAAGCCUUCUGAUAAUUUGGAUCUUGUAUCCAGGAAGAGAUUUCAUUGCAGGCUUGAUGAAAAUGACCACAUUCCUCCUGCCAAAAAAUGUUUGCUCACUUUAAGAGAUGAUUGCCAAGAAUAUACUUCUGAGGUGCACUCAAAGGAGUUAACAAAUGUUGUUGAGGAAACAGGGGAGUCUCCCAAGGGACAAGAUAUUUUUCCUACCUCAGGAAGCACACUGACAACUCUAGAAUAUCAAAAAGAGCAAGUUGAACCAGCUUUUCAGAGUAUAGGAUCUGGAUCUGCUGAAACAUGCAUAGACAAGAAUGUGCCUCAGUUACCUCAGAAUGAAAUGAUUGUGUCUGAUAAGGAAGAAAGAACUGAUGCUGCUCCUAAGUCUGAGCAAAUGGAUAAAACAUCAUCUACAAAAGCCCCACUAUCCAGACCUGGCAGAAGACCCCUGGGAUUUUUGUCUUUAAUAUGUUCAAAGAAUAGUUUGGAGUCUGAUGAACCUACUCAGUUUCAUAAUAAGAAACGCCUAAAGCCUCUUAUACCUGCAUUAAGACAGAAAUUUAAAAGAUCCAAUCCAGUCAAUGAAAGCCAGAAAAAAAAUGGAGAGUCCUCUGAUCCAGUUCCAUCUCCAAGUGUUAUUAAUACUCAAUCUGAGAAUAUUAGCAGUUCAGCAACUAAGGUUUCUUGUGAUCAGCCCUUACUGAAAGGAUAUAAAAGUGGCCAAAAGUGGGCCCCUGAAGGGGAGCCAACCACAGUCUCUGAAUAUUUCUUCAAUGAUAUCUUCAUUGAAGUGGAUGAAACAGAAUGAAACAAUCUUUUGUCUUUUUCUUUUUAAAAUUAAGUCUAGGAUUUCCAGAGUCAAUUACAUCAACAAAACAGUAUUUAGAGCAAAGCAUCACUGUCUAUUUUUUUUUAGGUUGAUUUUGAAUAUUUAAUGAGCUUGAUUUGAAGCUUUUAUAAUCAGUGGAAAACAUUUCUGAGGUUCCUUUCAUUCUGAUUGUUUCAGCAUUUUGCAAAUAGCAAGCGAUUAAGACUGCUUUCUCAGACAGAAAUAACUCUUGUUUACAUUUUGACUCUUCCUGUGCUAAGCACACAUGGACAAUUGGGAAUGUUGUGGCUAUAUGUCCCUGUAUGAACUGUAGUGCAGGCAGUUUUGGGGGUUGAUUGUAUCAUAUUUAACACUUAGCAACUUCUUUUUUCUUUUUUUAAUUUUUAUUUGUUUAUUUUUUCUUUUUUUUACUUAGCAACUUCUUUUGUGAAUUUUUUUUUUUUUUUAAUUUUCAGGGGGAGAUGAUGAAGGAUGAAGGCCUUUUCAGUUGCUUCUAAGUACAGUCAUGUAUCACAUAAUGAUGUUUAAGUCAGUGAUGGACCACACAUAUGACAGUGGUCCCAUACAAUUAAAAUGGAGAUAAAAAAUUCCUAUCACCUAGUGACAUUAUAGCCAUCAUAACACAGUGCGUUGCUUUUUUAUGUUUAGAUAUGUUUAGAUACACAGAUGCUUACUAUUAUGUUACAGCUGCCUACAGUGUUCAGCAUAGUGACACACGUUAGAGGUUUGUAACAUAUGGUCACCUAACAAGGCAUUUCUUAGAACAUAUAGUUAAGGGACACAUGACUAUACGUAUAUGAAAACAAAUUGUCAGACUCCAGUUUAGUAUGGUAAAUGUUAAAAAACUUUUCCAUUAUCAGCUAUUUGUCUGACUGAAAAAUACAUAUUUUUCUAAUUCAUGGUGAUGUAACAUUAGUCCUAAUUGAAAAACUAGUAUUUAAACAUAAUUAUUUAUAAAGAUGACACAUCAAAGAGCUUAUUUAUUUUUAAAUUUUUAUUUAAAAGCAUAUUUCAUUUUAGCUCUUUUUACCCUCAGAUUGUAGAUAAAGAAGGCAUUAACAAAUUUAUGUUUCUUUCUUCUUUCUCUUUAAUUUUAAA
This is a messenger RNA of Sapajus apella (tufted capuchin), 8811 nucleotides long. RefSeq names its product B double prime 1, subunit of RNA polymerase III transcription initiation factor IIIB (gene BDP1). Gene Ontology annotation, molecular function: TFIIIC-class transcription factor complex binding. Gene Ontology annotation, cellular component: transcription factor TFIIIB complex. NCBI's taxonomy places the organism in Eukaryota, Metazoa, Chordata, Mammalia, Primates, Cebidae. Bases 1 to 7692 code for a protein of 2563 amino acids. The transcript is spliced from 39 exons. Gene Ontology annotation, biological process: RNA polymerase III preinitiation complex assembly. The record is from RefSeq and is a predicted model, not a curated record.